AUGCCAAAGCCCAAAAAGAUCGACCCAAAAGUCCAAGCGCGUACAGCACCCAAUCCCCCCACCAUCCCCAACUGGCCACCCCUCCGCCCCCUCCUUCCCACGGCAGACCUCAGUCUCGUCUCCCUCGUCCCGGACCAGAUCUAUAUAAUCCAGAACUUUCUGGCAAACUCCUUGUGCAAAACCUAUGCCUCGUUUCUCGCGUCACUGCCGUUGACCACAACACCCGGGAAACCGAAGAAGGGUGAGGCAGUGCGCGUAAACGAUCGGUUCCAGGUGCAGGAUGCGCGGUUUGCGGAGAUGCUAUGGAGUGGGACUGCGCUGAAGGAAUUGGUCACGGCGAGAUUUGCUGAGGAUAAGGAGGUAUAUAAUGAGGAUGGGGAAUAUGAGUCUCUAUCUACAGAGGACUUGGCGAAAAGGGCGAAGGAGGUCUGGGGUGGGGAGCCACUGGGGUUGAAUCCGAAUAUACGGAUUUAUCGAUAUUCGCCGGGGCAGUUCUUUGCUCAGCAUUACGAUGAAUCUAAUUCGUUGACUUUCUUGCCUCAAUCCGCUACGAAAGCUUCCCCCGCUCGUACUACAUGGACUCUUCUGAUUUAUCUCACGACCUGCUCCGGUGGGGAGACGGUCUUUUAUCCCGAACCGACACGCGCGGACCGGAACCCAGAGCCGAUAUCUGUGGCACCGGAAGUAGGGAUGGCGCUCUUACAUCGACAUGGGGACCAUUGUAUGCUGCACGAGGGCAUGGAGGUGACAAGUGGGGAGAAGUGGGUGCUGCGGAGUGACCUGGUUGUUGCUCGAUGA
Molecule: messenger RNA, 798 nt
Organism: Penicillium odoratum
Lineage: Eukaryota; Fungi; Ascomycota; Eurotiomycetes; Eurotiales; Aspergillaceae
Exons: 2
Coding region: 1-798 (265 amino acids)
Biological process (GO): peptidyl-proline hydroxylation to 4-hydroxy-L-proline
Cellular component (GO): endoplasmic reticulum
Molecular function (GO): iron ion binding; L-ascorbic acid binding; procollagen-proline 4-dioxygenase activity
Source: RefSeq, a predicted model, not a curated record